CUGUAAUGAACAUAAAACUGUAAUGGACGUCAGACGUGUCGGCCAUGAGCCUGACGAAGGUCGUCACGUUUUACAAGCACGGGAGACUUUUGUUUUUUUGAAGUGUUGUAAGCGUUUGAAACAAACGUUUGUCGCGGAAGGAUGCGGGCACGCGCAGACGUCGGUGCUGUGAUCGUAGUUUCAGUCGUGCGUUUAGUAUUUAUGUUGUUGUUUACAGUAAAAAAGUGGUUGGUUUUGCGGGUUAAAACAUUUUAAUACUAUUAUAUUGGGGGUGUUUUUUAAUUAAACAAUGGCCGUUACUGUCAGCCUAAAGGAUGUCCACUGAUGUCAAGGAGACAGACCAGACGGACACAAUGUUGCUGUCUUCAGAAGAGGACUCUGCUCCUGUUUUAAGGAAUAGUUCUGCCCCUCUCGAUUUUCUCACGCCUUCUGAUUUGGACAUUUCCUUGCAAAGUUUUACCCCAAACAAAGAAAAGUCCGGUCUUACUCGGAUAAAGAUCAAAAGAAGGUCAAGCGUCAGCUCGCUGGAGUCCUGCGACAUUCCACAACAGAAAAUGAAGACUCUAUUAAGCUGUCAAAGUCCAGAGGGUUUGAUGGAUGUGGAGGAGAGUAAGGGCUGUGAGCCGAUGCCAAGGCAAGACGAUAACAAUGGAAGACGUAUCGCCGCAAUAGAUUAUUUGUCUGACAAGAGCAGCCAGGAAGGAGGGAAAGAGAACCACCCUCCAGUGAUGUCACCUGCACCCAGCAAGAGGCGGCGUGUGGGGCCCCUCAAAGGCUGUCAAGUGAAGAUUAGAGACCAACAGGCCCCAUUUCUCCACUUAAACUGGAGCGACAAGGAGGAUAAGGAAGAAACGACAGAGUGCAGUGACACUAUCACCACUCCGCCAUCAAGCGAUAUUGAAGCAGAAGAAGAGGCCCAACCUGCGCAUCUUCCUGCACUUCUCCAUGGUGACAGUGAGCGAGCCAUGUUGGAGCAGCAAGACUUUUCAUCAACAAAUAACCAGCAGGACGACGUGGGUGGACCUCAUAGACCAGUCCAAGCACGGUCCGGUUUCCUUCCAUCAGCUUUACAAGAUGAGUCUUCCUCAGCUUUCCAAAUCUCGUCUCUCCAGUCUCUCCUAGAGAUAAAGGUAGCAGAAGAAGAUUCCUGUGGAACCCUUGCUGCACAUAACAAAAGAAAGCGAGUGCAUUUCGGAGGUCCUCUUUCUCCUGAGUUGUAUGAUAAGCACCUACCUCCCAGCACCCCAUUGCAGAAGGGGGAGACACCAGCCCAAAGCCCCACACCGGGUGGAGUUUUAAAGCUGCGCUCUGCGUUAAGGAAACCUCAGAGGAAUGAGCCUCACGCCCCACAAGACCAGCUAGACUUCAGCGGCUCCUUGGGGUUUGGCGCCUCCUCCGUUCUUGCAAUGCCUCGCAAAUGCAGAAUUCCCUCUCUGGCAGCAGACCGAGUGGAGGACAAAGGAAAGAGUGGGUUUUAUUUUUGGGAUGUUUGUGUAAGAUCCGGAGCAGCAAAGCAAGAGGAAAAUGGAAGACUCAAUACUUCCUUUUUAACUACCGUGUAUCGUGUGCUGAAGAAAAUAUGGAACAUCUAAGUGAUACUUUGGCCAAAACAACCCUGUCAUCACUACUUAUGAUCUUAAUUUUGCAUAAUGCACAAUAAAUGGACGGUAAAUUUUAGGUUAUCUCUAAAUGGAUAUUUCUGAUUGAUCAUUUUUGAAUAAACAAUUACAUAUGUACUAGAGUAGAUAUCUCUAGUCAGUAGGAACAUCGCUUGUGUGUUUCUGUCUUUGUGAAAGCUGCUCAGUGUAUCAGAAUAAGUCACGUAAAAAAAAAAAAAAUGUAACUUUUUAAAGGACAGCACAGGUAGAUGAAGUUUUGUCACUUCAUAACGUGAAAUACCCUGAGAAUCAAAGUUGCAGACUUUAUUAUAACUCUUUUUGUCAUAUAUUAUAUAGUAUAAAUAUAUUAUAUAGUAUCAACAUGUCUCUUUACAUUGUGCCUAAUUGUCCACUGGCCAAUAAAAAGUUUUGUGGCCUGACAA
Molecule: messenger RNA, 2041 nt
Organism: Nerophis ophidion (straightnose pipefish)
Lineage: Eukaryota; Metazoa; Chordata; Actinopteri; Syngnathiformes; Syngnathidae
Exons: 9
Coding region: 315-1592 (425 amino acids)
Biological process (GO): regulation of chromosome segregation; regulation of mitotic nuclear division
Cellular component (GO): nucleus; chromosome
Source: RefSeq, a predicted model, not a curated record